AUGUAUGCAGAUUUUCUAAUACCAGCCCUGGGGAGGCCCCUGCACCCUGGUAUGCUGUAUAAUGCUCGCAAUGACACAGUUAUUCCAGGACUGAAGCUGUGGGAUGAUGCAGACAUGCAAAAGGUGCUGAGGGUCAGGGGGCAGCAGAACACCAGCUUUAACGUGACGGCGUCCGACUCCUUGUCCAAGAAAUCCAAACUGCUUGAUGUCCACGCAAGCCUGAAGGCCAGCUUCAUGUCUGGCUUUGUGAGUGUGGAAGGGAGCGCCCAUUACCUGAAGGACAGGACCACGUCCAGGCACCAGUGCAGGGUCACUCUGCAAUACAAAGAGACCACUGUGUUCCAGGAGCUCCUGACGCUGGAGAUGGACAUCAAACACCCAGAGGUCUUCGACAAGAAUGAGGCCACGCAUGUCGUCACGGCGGUGCUUUACGGGGCAGAGGCCUUCAUGGUGUUUGACCAGAUGGCCGAGGACAUCCUUAAAAAGCAAGAGAUCCUAGGUGAGCUGAAAGUCUCUGUCAACAAAAUACCACAGCUUGAAAUCUCAGGUUCGGGCAAGGUGGUCAUCAACGAUAAGGAGCAGCAGAAGGUAAAGCAGUUCAAAUGUACUUUCCAUGGUGACUUCAAGCUGAAAGAAAACCCGUCUACCUAUGAAGAAGCUGCCAUUGUGUACAAGAGUUUACCAAAAAUGCUUGGCCAGAAAGGGGAGGCCGCGGUACCCAUCAAAGUCUGGCUGUACCCUCUGAAGAACAUAAAUCCUAAGGCUGCCCAGCUGAUUCGUCAGGUGAACUCGACUCUGGUGGCUGCCUUCGAAGCUGCGAUGGAGGAUCUUCACCAAGCACAGACCCGAGUCCAUGACCUGAUAAAGGUGAGCAAACUCAUUCCAUUGGCUGAGAUCACGACAAAACUGGAGGUUUUUCAAAUGAAGCUGAGAGGAUACACUGUGGUGCUGAAGAGGAAAGUGCUCGAUGUGCUGCCAGAAAUCAGGGGUGGCACCGUGGAGGAGACCGCCUUUGAAGAUAUCAUGAAGUUCCACCAUGAAUCCUCUUUCACUAAGAAAGUCAUGACAGAGUGGCUAGAUGAAAAAGAAACUGAGAUGGGCAUCGUGUCCUCUUAUGUCCACCUCAUGAGUGGCAUACCAGUCGUGCCCCCAGGGCCCAAUCUGCACAAAGUCCUUUACUACCCAAAGCUUGAUGCCGUUGCCAUGUUCAGCUUCACCUUGCUCGAGUAUGCUGAGCCGUAUCUGGCCAACCUCGAUGAGUGCCUCCGCUGUGAGAAGUUCAUAAAGAUGGACGACGUGAAGGUUGCGAUGGAGAAAUCAUUUGUGAAGAACACCGUGCCAUGGUAUGAGCAUCCCGAGGCCAUCCCUGCCAUGCGAACGUGCCUGAAUCACUUUUUCCUGGUGAAGGCCCGCUGCGACAAAAACUCCCUGCACACUGCUCUGAUCAGCUUUGUGUCAGAUUCCUCUUACCCAGGAUCCUCCAUCCGCGUGUAUAGGAACGGGAAGUGUGUGAAUCCGCAUUAUAAACCUUCAAACACACAGAAGGAGUCGGGAAGAGACAUCAACGAUGGCGGUCGCUCAAAAGCAGAUGGAGCCCAUGACCCAGGAGACGACCAGUUUGGGCAGAAUCCCAUACCUGAUCAUCAGAUUGGACAAAACUUGGAUCCCCCUGACAGAAUCAGUGGAUCCCAAAACCCAUCCAAAACCACCUCAACCAAAAAAGAGUUCUGGUGUCCAUAG
Messenger RNA from Sardina pilchardus (European sardine), 1740 nucleotides. Its product is annotated as stonustoxin subunit alpha-like. The transcript is spliced from 3 exons. NCBI's taxonomy places the organism in Eukaryota, Metazoa, Chordata, Actinopteri, Clupeiformes, Clupeidae. The record is from RefSeq and is a predicted model, not a curated record. Bases 1 to 1740 code for a protein of 579 amino acids.